GAAUGUGUGAAAUAUAAUAUAAUGCAAUAAAAUAUUACUGGUCUAUUGUCUGUAACAAAAAUCAUUUCAAUAGUGGAUGAAUAAUUCUAAUAAGAGGCUUCGUAUUACAGAACUAUAAUUCCCACAAUACAACAUGGGCUUCUUCUGCGCUCAUACUGGAAGUGACGUUGCAAUCACCGGAAGACACAUUUCCGUUUGUUUUUAUUUUUGAGGACGAAGUUUUAGCAUUUACAGUUCACUUACCUUUGCUUAAUCACACCAGAUUCCCACCGCAAGUCGGUUAAAUUCUUUGAAAGAGACUUACAAAGCAUCAAAACUGGCCCCUCCACUGCCCGUCACCAUGCCCGCUCUGUUGGAGAGACCCAAACUGUCCAACGCCAUGGCCAGAGCUCUCCACAAACACAUCAUGAGGGAAAGGGAACGAAAGAGACAAGGCAUGCUUAUUUUACCAUAUAUAUUUGUCAUAACCUACGGAAAUGCUGUGCUAAUAGAUUGUUUUUGUCAAUGGUUUUCAGAAGAGGAAGAGGUGGACAAAAUGAUGGAACAGAAAAUGAAGGAGGAGGAAGAAAGGAAACGAACAAAAGAAAUUGAGGAGAGGAUGUCUUUGGAAGAAACAAAAGAACAGGUUAUGAAAAUGGGGGAAAAACUCCAGGGGCUUCAGGAAGAAAAACACCAACUCUUUUUACAGCUCAAGAAAGUACUUCAUGAAGAGGAGAAGAGGCGCCGAAAGGAACAGAGUGACAUCACAACACUGACUUCAGCAAGCUAUCAGCAAAGUCUGCCCAUGCAUGCAGGACAGCAUCUCCUUAGCAUUCAAGGUAGUCCAGUGACCCACAGUCGACCUGGAGCCUUACUUGGAGAACGGAGCAAGCAGCUUUUUCCAACCACUGUUAUUCCAGGUCGUCAUUAUCAGACCCCAGGGUUUAGCUCUGGUUCAGCGGAGCACAGCCAGUUCACUGGAGGACAGAGUGUACAUGAACCUUAUGGUGUGGCACAAGCUCAGCAUCCCUCCACAUAUGCCCCAGGACCUUCUGUACCUGUCAGCUUCGCAAGCAGCUCUCAGAUAAGAGGUGCAUCUGCAUUCCAGGCAAUGCAGUACCUCCCUCAUCAGCAGACCGCAUAUCCAGUGCACAGUCAUUUCACUUCUCAAACUGGGUACAUUCCUGGAGCAGGUAUCCCUCUCCAAAAGCAGUUGGAACAUGCUAAUCAACAGUCUGGCUUCACAGAUGCAGGUGCUCUGAGACCCAUGCACCCCCCAGCUAUGCAUCCUUCGGCUUCCGGCCUGUUGCCCACGCCAUCAAUGGGAGUUCAGAUUCCCACUGCUAAGGCUCCAUUCCAGAGCUCUCCUCAGGGUGCGCCUCGUCACGGUUUCCUCCCUCACAGUCAGAGCAGCCAGAGAUUUUAUCACCAUGGAAAGUGACUUGGAGCUCAUUGGAAUACUGUCAAGACACAAAGGAAUUAUGGUUGUCUUUUAAACUCUCUUUAAACUUUGUCAUUUAAGCUUAUUUGUUGUAGAGUUAAUUUAGUUAGCUAAUCAUGCUCUGUUCUUGUAAAAUUGUUUUAACUUCAAAUCAUGAUCAAAGAGCUUUUUUUUAUCUCAAUUGCAAUGUAAAGCCACUGUUUUACUUUUGUAAAUAUUCUGUACAAAGCAGCACUGCAUGGACAUAUUUCUUUGUACUAAUGCUUUUAUUGGUUUAUAUUACUGAUUGAUUGGGCCUGUUCAGUAGUAUAAGGGGUAAGAUAUGUAUAGUAACCUAAAGACCAAUGUUAGAGCUGAAACACUGACUGAAAGCAGAAAAACUUUACUUGCUUUAAGAUAAAUUUAGCCUUAAAGAUUUAAAUCUGUUGUUUUUAAAACGUUUAUGAUAUUAAAGAAAAAGAUGCCACCUUUAA
Molecule: messenger RNA, 1893 nt
Organism: Boleophthalmus pectinirostris (great blue-spotted mudskipper)
Lineage: Eukaryota; Metazoa; Chordata; Actinopteri; Gobiiformes; Gobiidae
Gene: gps2
Product: G protein pathway suppressor 2
Exons: 10
Coding region: 341-1420 (359 amino acids)
Biological process (GO): regulation of transcription by RNA polymerase II
Cellular component (GO): transcription regulator complex
Molecular function (GO): transcription coregulator activity
Source: RefSeq, a predicted model, not a curated record